Messenger RNA from Drosophila rhopaloa, 2514 nucleotides. It is a transcript of the gene Ctl1, whose product is annotated as choline transporter-like 1. Gene Ontology annotation, cellular component: membrane. Lineage: Eukaryota; Metazoa; Arthropoda; Insecta; Diptera; Drosophilidae. The transcript is spliced from 9 exons. The coding region runs from base 160 to 2235 and encodes 691 amino acids. The record is from RefSeq and is a predicted model, not a curated record. Gene Ontology annotation, molecular function: transmembrane transporter activity. Gene Ontology annotation, biological process: transmembrane transport.
CCAAACAUUGGAGGACUACAAUAGGCGUUGUUGUUGUUCAUCGGUUGUGAAUCAAAAUAAGAAUAAACAAGUGGCUCAACAUACUCAAAAAUAGAUAUAAGCCCAUAGUGAUAAAAGGAAUUAAAAUCGCUAAUUACUUAGCAGUAUAAAAAGUGCAAAAUGGGUUGUGCGGAGAGCAAGGAUGGCGAGGGGGAGGCGCAAAACAAUAGGCCUAAAUACCGGUCCUGCACGGACACCUUUUGGCUGGCUAUUUACAUUAUAUUCUGGCUGUUUUUGAUUGUGAUCGCCAUAUUCUCGUUUGUUUACGGCAAUCCCUUGCGCAUCAUCAAUGGCUACGAUUCCUUUGGCAACACCUGUGGCGUCAAGCACAACGAGAAGUUCCAGGGCUUUCCUCUGUCCGGCCUGAAUACCCUCGACAAACCAGAGCUCUUCUACUUCGAUGUCAAGGAGCUGAAAAAGUCCUUGAAAAUAUGUGUCAAGUCGUGUCCCGCCAAAACCAUGACUAAAGGAAAAGAGUUGCUGGAUUACUACAGUCAAACGGGCACUCAGCUCUGCAAAUACGACUACAACAUGCAGCAACUGAAUACGGCGGGAGAAAGUUCCAGUACCUUCAAUUUCCUGGGUCCCUGUCCCAGUUUACCCGUCCAUGAGAGUGCUCCUGUCCUCCAUCGUUGUGUGCCCAAGGGCACUGGAGAGAAGGUUCAGAACUACUACGACAUGCUCAACAACUGGGAUGUGGCCCAGCAGUUCGUUGGUGAUAUUUACUCCACCUGGCACAUAAUUGCCAUGGUCUGUGGACUGGCCUUGCUCAUUUCCAUUGCCCUUGUGACCAUGAUGCACUGGCUGUCGCGCAUUGUCUCCUGGGUCAUCUGUGUCCUGGUUAUAGUGGCCAGUGUGGCACUCACCGUCGCGCUGUGGUAUGCCUACUAUAACAUAAAACACAAGUCUGGCAAUAACACGCAAUACUCCCUGCUGGAAGAGUAUGUGCGCAAUCAGCAGGCAGUUUUAACUUUGGCUGUCUUGGCCACCAUAACUAUGAUAAUCCUGGUGGUAGUGAUAUACUUUUUGAAGAACAAACUGUCUGGCUUGUCUGCCCUUUUUGAGGAAGCUGGCCAGUGCAUGAUGAAUCUUCCCGGACUUUUGAUUGCCCCGCUAAUAGCUUUUAUUGUGCUUAUAGCCUUUUUAAGCUUCUGGGUGGCAGUGGUUAUCUGCCUGGCCACAGCCAGCUCUCCUGGCCAGAGUCCCAUUGCUCCGUUUGACAAUUCAAAGGCCCAUCAGCAACCUCUGCCAACCAAUUCCCUUUUUUUGCCCAACAACACCAAUGCCGAUGAUAUAAGAACUAACUCGCGUGUAGAAUAUGCCGAUGCUGGAGCCCUUCGCAGCAUGUUCUGGAUCUAUGUGGUGGGUCUUAUAUGGACUGUGGAGUUUAUUUUCGCCUGCCAGCAAUUUGCAUUGGCAGCCGCAGUGGCCUUCUGGUACUUUCAAAAGCCGACAACCACACCCACGACUUACGCCAUUGGCAAACUGAUCAAGUAUCAUUUGGGUACGGUCGCCAAGGGAUCAUUUAUAAUCACUAUUUUCAAGAUUCCCCGCCUGAUACUCACAUAUUUGUAUGCCAAAUUGAAAAAGGGCGAGGAUAAGGGAUCGGAGUGUGCCGCCUGCUGUUUGAAAUGCUGCAUUUGUGGCUUCUGGCUUCUGGAGAAGUUCAUUCGCUUCUUAAAUCACAAUGCCUACACGGUGGUGGCUAUUGAAUCCAUUAACUUUUGUCCCGCGGCAGGCAUUGCUUGGAAUGCCAUGGCCACGAAUGUUCUGCAAGUGGCGACCAUCAACAGCGUUGGCGAUUUCAUCCUUUUCUUGGGAAAGGUUGUGGUGGCCGCGCUCUCCGGCCUGAUUGGUAUCGUUUUGCUCAAGGACAUGCCCGGUCUAAACUUUUACAUGGCCCCCGUCAUUAUCAUUAUAAUAUUCUCCUUCUUUAUUGCUCAUAUUAUACUAUCACUGUUUGAGAUGGUGGUAGAUACUCUAUUCCUGUGCGUCUGCGAGGAUAAGACUUUAAAUGGACGCUCUGGUCGCUGGGCACAGAGUAAUCUAGCCAAACUCGUAGGCGAGGACCCCCUGCAGCCUGGCGAGGAGCCGCCCAUCGAGGUGGUCCAGAUGAUGCCCAUCAACAAGCAGCCAUUCAGUAUAACCCGACUCCCCCAAUCCGAUCCCGAAGUGGCUCCCAUGUCGCCAGAGUAGCUCUAAGAGGCAGCCGGCAGCUUUGGCUUAUGUAUUCCAGCCCCAGAAACUCCCGAAACUCAACGCACAUCUCAUUAGGAUGUUAAUAUUUAUAAACAUAACAUGCAUAACUCCGUCGCGACGUACAAAGCAAAACAGUGGGACUAAUAAUAUCUGGUAAUCUUGUCUAUUGAUAUAUUCAAACUUAGGAUGCACAGUUUGUAAACGUAUUUAUAAAGUUUAAUCGUUUUUGUAUCUAAAUGUAAAAUUGAGGUGUUUAAACCUUUUUCACACGUUUAA